AUGAAGUUUCGGGCUAAGCUCGUGGAUGAGGCCUGUCUGAACAACUUCACGCGGAUCAGUAACAUGAUAGCCAAGCUUGCCAAAACCUGCACUCUGCGUAUCAGCGCGGAGAAGUGGAACUUUGUCCUCUCUGACAAGGUGGCCAGUGGACGGGUGAGCAUGUGGUGUGAGCUGGAGCAGGAGAACUUCAGCGAAUUUCAAAUGGAAGGUGUCUCCGCAGAAAACAAUGCGAUUUAUUUAGAGCUAACAUCGGAAAGUUUAUCUCGAGCCUUGAAAACUGCCCAGAAUGCCCGAACCUUGAAAAUCAAGCUGACUAAUAAACAUUUUCCCUGCUUCACAGUUUCUAUAGAGCUGGUGAGUACGACGGGAGCCAGUAGUCGUGUUGUGACACGUGACAUCCCUGUAAAGGUUAUUCUUAGAAAACUGUGGAAGGACUUACAAGAACCUACGGUCCCAGACGCUGACGUGAAUGAUGCCCGGCGUCCUGUCACUCACCACGUAUUAAAUGGUGUGAUUUGA
Messenger RNA from Kogia breviceps (pygmy sperm whale), 519 nucleotides. NCBI's taxonomy places the organism in Eukaryota, Metazoa, Chordata, Mammalia, Artiodactyla, Physeteridae. The record is from RefSeq and is a predicted model, not a curated record.